Molecule: messenger RNA, 2449 nt
Organism: Symphalangus syndactylus (siamang)
Lineage: Eukaryota; Metazoa; Chordata; Mammalia; Primates; Hylobatidae
Gene: ABRACL
Product: ABRA C-terminal like
Biological process (GO): regulation of actin filament-based process
Source: RefSeq, a predicted model, not a curated record
AGAGUCUCGCUCUGUCGCCCAGGCUGGAGUGCAGUGGCGCAAUCUCGGCUCACUGCAAGCUCCGCCUCCCCGGUUCACGCCAUUCUCCUGCCUCAGCCUCUCCGAAUAGCUGGGACUACAGGCGCCCGCCACCACGCCCGGCUAAUUUUUUGUAUUUUUUAGUAGAGACGGGGUUUCACCGUGGUCUCGAUCUCCUGACCUCGUGAUCCGCCCGCCUCGGCCUCCCAAAGUGCUGGGAUUACAAGCGUGAGCCACCGCGCCCGGCUUACUUCUCAGCUUUCUUUUGGUGAGAAAAAAAUAGGCCUCAAUCAUUUUGGUAACAAUAUAAAACAAGUAAAAGAAAAAAUAGGUCUUAAAAGAUCUUGGAGUCACCUUAAACUUUAUCUGCCAUGAGACACUUAGAAGAAUCAGACCUUUGUUGAAGAUUACAGAACAGAGACUCAUUCACUCACACCCAAGAGACAGGUGUUCACCCUAAAGACUAGAACGAAGCGUGGGAAGUGGAUGGAUCCAGUGGAGCCCCAGGGAACUGGAUACUCACAUGCCCCUGGGAAACAGGUCUUUGUUGCUCUCCUUCCAUCACUUGGUCUCAGCUUGUCUGUGACUGGCUUCUACCACUUGUGCCUCCACCCAACCUGCUGCUACAUUCUCCUGGUUUCUGCUUACUCAAAUGUUUUGCAUCCGAAGCCCAUUUUGGCCCCUUCUGCCUUACCCUCUCUUAGCUCCAACCUUUCUCUUACAUCAGAUAGCUCCGUCUCUGCAUUCUCCACCUUCCAUUUCCAAGGGAGAGUCUGAUUGGCUUACUAAUUAAACAGUCUAAUUAACUUAAACAGAGUCCGUGUUUGAUGAGAACUGUUUGCUCCAGGUCACCUCACAGGAUGAUGACUACAUCAUGGAUUGUGCGCUCUUGGGUCACAUGAUCACUCUUAAUUUCAAUUAGCUGGGCUCAGGGUGGGGAGGGGGUAAGGAACGUUUUUUGUAGUUAUUUGUGCAACCCCUGCUCUAGAAAUAGUUUGGGUAACUGUUUCCUUUCCAAAAGGACUCUGGGUAUGGUAAGCAUCUCUCUCUCACACACGCAUAUAGUAAAAUAACAGUGACUAAAACAAAGGGAGUAUGAAUAAAUUGAAUUACGAGGUUAAAUGUAGGAAAUAAUGAAUGAACAAGGGAAGAAACAGAUACUGACCCAGGGUCAACAACUACCUAUGUCCAAGUAAAAUUUCUUUGCAGUCUGACAAGUUGGCUUUCAAGAUUGCAUUUCGUUUUGCGAAUUAAGCCAUUUUUAAGUCAUGAGUCCUAGUUUUUUGGAGGCCCCCGACAUCCGGAACCCAUGAAUGCCACGUUCUUUCUAGCAGCCUUCAGCAAUUUGGGGGCUCUUUGUUUCUUACGUUGGGAGAGAAAUCCUGCAGGAAAUCGACGCCCAGGAUCAGAUGCAGAUCCUGGGAUCCUUGGCUCUGAGUAGCACGGUGGAAAAGUGGGGUAAUCGAGGCUCUAGGCCCGUUUUCCUAGGAGCCCAGGGCGCUUCACCUGUCUGGAGUCAGCCCCUUUCUUGGACGUCUCCUCCCCCGAGUUUCCUCCUCAUAGGCUUGUCCCUGGGAGUGUGGGCGGCCCCUUUCUUGAGCGCAGAAACACUUACUUUUCCCCCUACCCUGCUCCUCCUCCUCCACAGCCGUCUUUCUCUUUGCCUCAGCCACUUCCUUCCUUGGCUUCGCCCUCCCCAGUGCACUGAAGAAGGUAACCGGGUCCGGACCCAAGCGGCACCAGUUCUCCGGCGGGAAGGAAAACUGGGCAGAGAGGCAGCGAUGAAUGUGGAUCAUGAGGUUAACCUCUUAGUGGAGGAAAUUCAUCGUUUGGGUUCAAAAAAUGCUGAUGGAAAGUUAAGCGUGAAAUUUGGGGUCCUCUUCCGAGAUGAUAAAUGUGCCAACCUCUUUGAAGCAUUGGUAGGAACUCUCAAAGCUGCAAAACGAAGGAAGAUUGUAACAUAUCCAGGAGAGCUGCUUCUGCAAGGUGUUCAUGAUGAUGUUGACAUUAUAUUACUGCAAGAUUAAUGUGUUUUACAUUAUCUUUAUGUACUGCCAUUUUUCGUUUCUGGUAAACUGGAAUAUAAAGUGAGAGAACAAACAUUUGAACAUACUUAAUGUAUUUUUAUAGAACUUUGUAAACAAAAGGAGAUUCAUGUUUUAGAAGUCUGUCCUUUUUGAUAUCUUGAAAGAAAAUUUAUGUAUGAUGCUAUAAAAUAAACAAAUCCUAUUAUUUUUCUCAGGAAUCUGGUUGGGAAUUGUAGGCAAUGAGAUUUUUUGGGGGCCAGGGACAGGGGAAUGUUUGUUUCAUAAAUAAUUAGACAUUUUCUAUAGAUAUUUGACAUUCCGCGAAAGCAACAAGCAAACUGAAGACCAACUCCUAUGAGAAAUAUUAUAAUGUUUAUGUAAUAAAGACAUGUAACUGUCUUAAA